GCCUGCAAAGUUAAUCAUAGCAGCAAGCACAGCAGCGACAGCAGCAGCAGCAACCAAAACAGCAGCAAUGGCCGCUUUCCGCAGGGUGGCUGCGCUGGCCGGGAAAAUAAACCUCCUGACGGCGACGAGAACCGAGCUGGUCGGUGGUCAGGCUGCCGCAGGAGGGAGAGCACGGAAGUGUCUGGCUGUCGGUAUGUGUCUCGCAACGGGAGGCGCGGUGGCUCUUUACUUCUACAACGAUUUGACGACCGUCGCCAGAGGCAGGAAGAGGAUGAGGAGUCCCAGCAUCAGCGGGCUGCUGCCCUCCAUCCCGACUGUAGAAGCCAAAGAGAAGGCUCGUCCCUUUGACUUUGAGGAGGGGGACGUGUACAUGUCGUCCCACGAGCAUCGCUUCCGCACGUUCAGCUCUGUGGAGUACGACGGGCAGCUGUACAUGACCCCGCAGAACUUCAUCGAGUCAGUCACCAUGAGCGAACCAAGAAACAAGAGGCCCUGGAGGUCCCUGACCAAACAGGAGCUGGAGAAGAUUUUGACAGAUACUCCGCCCGUAUGGAGAGGAUCCUCCAAACUGUUCCGCAACCUGAGAGAACGAGGCAUCAUCUCGUACACAGAGUACCUGUUCCUGCUCUGCAUCCUGACAAAACCCCACGCUGGCUUUAAGAUUGCCUUCAAUAUGUUUGAUGCGGACGGCAACCAGAUGGUGGACAAGAGGGAGUUCAUGGUGCUUCAGGAGAUCUUCCGCAAGAAAAAUGAGAAGAAAGGGCGGAGAGGAGAUGCCGAGAAGUCGGCACAGUUGAGUAUGCAGCUCUAUGGAUAUCAGGUUGCCCCCAUGAACAGCGUGCUAAAAAAAGACAGUCAGGAGUUUGUGGUGCGGAGUUACUGGGACGUUCUGAGGCGAGGCGCCAGUCAAGUCCUCUUUUCGGACCUGGCGGAGGAUUUUACUCUUGAGCGAGCAGACGAGAGCAUCACCAUUGACACCACCCUGUUGGUGCAUUUCUUUGGGAAGAAAGGGAAGGCGGAGCUUACGUUUGAUGACUUCUACAGGUUUAUGGAUAACCUUCAGACAGAGGUGCUGGAGAUAGAGUUUCUGACCUACUCUAAAGGGAUGACCACCAUCAGUGAAGAAGACUUUGCCAAAAUCCUGCUGCGCUUCACCAACGUGGAGAACAUCAGCGCCUACCUGGAGAACGUUCGCCAUUGUAUACCUGACGAGAAAGGAAUCACCUUCGAUGAGUUCAGAUCCUUCUUCCAGUUUCUCAACAACCUGGAGGACUUCGCCAUCGCCAUGCAGAUGUACAAUUUCGCCUCUCGCUCCAUCGGACAAGAUGAGUUUGCCCGAGCGGUUUAUGUGGCCACGGGGCUGAAGCUGACACGUCACCUUGUAAACACCAUCUUCAAGAUCUUUGAUGUCGACCACGACGACCAGCUCUCCUACAAGGAGUUCAUCGGGAUAAUGAAGGACCGGCUGCACAGAGGAGCCAGGGGUUAUAAAUCUGUGGAGCGUGCCACCUCUUUUAAGUCCUGUCUGAAGAAGGAGCUGGCGAGCAGCAGGUGAAGGGACGACGCCAUGCCUCCUUCUCCGACUGCGUCCGCUCUGAGGCCGGGAAACAAGUUCACCAGCUCUGGAGGAGGUUCCAGGAGAAGCCGUAGAAGAGGAGAGAGUCUGACGGCAGGCAAUAAAAACACAAAAAAUGAAGGAAGCAAUUUGAAGUACGGGUUAAAUGAAAGUGAGAAAACAACUCUGUGUCUUCAAGAGCAGACGUCCAACGCAGAUGAUAACUACAAGCAUGACCGCACACAGCAGCUGACUGACUUCCUGUUUAUUAGCAACAUGACUCCUCUCCUCCUGUUUAUGACAUAGAUCUGAUUCCAGUUAUUAUUAUAUAAUAUAACUUUAUCCUCGAUGCAUGGUGCCUCCUUAACAGUCAGUGAGACUGCGACUUGUUUUUUAAAUGGAGCUGUAAACGUGAUGUUAUGAAAUGUAAUUUAUUCCGACCAGUGUACAAAAGCAAAGUUAUUGUUUGAACGGCUGCACUACAAACUGAAGGAGCACAAAUAUAAUGAUAUAACAAUCACAACCCCAUGUGAUGAUACAAUUAAACAUGCAGGAUUAACUACAGUGGUUUAAAGGAAUACAUUAGCAAAGAAGAAACACUAAAAGGUAGACUAGAAAUGCUAUUAAUUGUUUAGUCUUUAACCUAAUCACUGAUCUUUAUCUAAUAUGUAAUCUGCACCUUUGGACAUGUUUGACCUGGAUGUAUCAGCAUGAAAGACAUCCAUCCAUUAUCUAGACCCCUUUUCCUGUUCGGGGGCCCCAGGGGGGCUGGAGCCGAUCCCAGCUGUCAUUGGGCGAGAGGCCGGGUUGCACCCUGGACUGGUCAAUCACAGGGCUGACAUAUAUGGUGCAUUCAAGUGAUAUCACGAAAAGGAGUUUCCGGAAACUCCGGAAAAAAUUAGGUGCCCGACCUGCCGACUUGACAUCAUAUUCGUCAUCACAUCGAGGGAAAAAUAUGUUUAAUUAAUGUCGAGAUACUUUUGAUUAAUUUACAUAUUGCACAUCAACUUUUUGCUCAAAUAUAACUCAUAACACAGACAUUCACACUAUUCUUCAUAGCAUCAACGCUGUUUGUUGCUGUUACAACAUUCCAACUUUCCGAAGUCAGCAGAGCGACUUCCCAAACUGGGACCAUCCGAGGAGCACCUGAAUGCAGCAUAAGAGACAACCACACUCACAUUCACACCUACUGGCAAUUUAGAGUCAGCAAUGACCCUAACGAGCAUGUCUUUGGACUGUGGGAGGAAGCCGGAGUACCAGGAGAGAACCCACACAUGCACGGGGAGAACAUGCAGACUCCACACAGAGAGGCUCCUGUCAGACGGGGAUUCAAACCAGGAACCUCCUCGCUGGGAGGUGACAGAGCUAACCACUGUGCAGCCCAUAAGAUAUUCUAUAUUCAAUAUUUAUCACGACUUUCUGAAUAUGUUGGCCUGUUUUAGGUUUGAAUACUUUAUGCAGUAUAUGUGAUGGAAAUCUACAGAGGUGCCUUGUAUUCAUUAUCUACGUUAUCUGAAAAACUGACAUAAAACCAGACUUGUUGCAAAUA
This is a messenger RNA of Labrus mixtus (cuckoo wrasse), 3104 nucleotides long. RefSeq names its product mitochondrial calcium uptake family, member 3a (gene micu3a). Gene Ontology annotation, biological process: mitochondrial calcium ion homeostasis; calcium import into the mitochondrion. Gene Ontology annotation, cellular component: uniplex complex. NCBI's taxonomy places the organism in Eukaryota, Metazoa, Chordata, Actinopteri, Labriformes, Labridae. The record is from RefSeq and is a predicted model, not a curated record. The transcript is spliced from 16 exons. The coding region runs from base 68 to 1555 and encodes 495 amino acids. Gene Ontology annotation, molecular function: calcium ion binding.